Molecule: messenger RNA, 622 nt
Organism: Aspergillus saccharolyticus JOP 1030-1
Lineage: Eukaryota; Fungi; Ascomycota; Eurotiomycetes; Eurotiales; Aspergillaceae
Exons: 1
Coding region: 133-471 (112 amino acids)
Source: RefSeq, a predicted model, not a curated record
CUCUCCGGCGAGAAUAUCAUGCUCGUAGGUUAACUGCCAGGGUCUCGGGCCACUUGAACCCGUGCGCGGUGACCUAAACCCAGUCAUCAAACGUUGCCUCCCCAAGGCGGGCUUUUCUCCGUGCCCGUCCUCAUGCUGCAGCAGGCCAUCGCCUCAAUGGCCAGCGUCAAGGCCAUCGGCGAGAAGCAGGCUAAGGAGGACAAGAUCAAGCUCGUCCUGGAGAUCCUGGGCAUCGCCUUCGCCUUCCUCCCCUUCCUGGACGACCUCACCCACGAGCUGGAGCUGCUCGACGGCGCCUUCGAGACCGUCGCCCCCAAACCGGCAACGUCGCCCUGGGCAUCCAGAGCAUUGUCUUCGACCCCGCCUCCGACCCCGCCUCCGCCCCCAUGGUGCUCCUGGGUCUCAUUGGGGCGGGGGGCCUGCGCGACGCGGACGACUUCUCGGCCGCGGCCGCCGCGCGUCGCGCCGUGACAGAGGACGAGAUGGAGAGCAUCGAUAAGGAUUUUAGGGCCGAGCAGGACAAGGUUUGACGGUAUCACGGAGCCGAAAUGCCGUGUUAAGUGGAAUGGAUGGUCGGGUUACUGAGAGCGCAGCUUGCCGCGAGGAAUUGGGAUGGUGGCGG